Messenger RNA from Ceratina calcarata, 3410 nucleotides. RefSeq names its product Regulatory particle non-ATPase 2 (gene Rpn2). The record is from RefSeq and is a predicted model, not a curated record. The transcript is spliced from 14 exons. Gene Ontology annotation, molecular function: enzyme regulator activity. The coding region runs from base 110 to 3190 and encodes 1026 amino acids. Gene Ontology annotation, biological process: regulation of protein catabolic process; proteasome-mediated ubiquitin-dependent protein catabolic process. Lineage: Eukaryota; Metazoa; Arthropoda; Insecta; Hymenoptera; Apidae. Gene Ontology annotation, cellular component: proteasome regulatory particle, base subcomplex; nucleus; proteasome storage granule.
GCGUCACGAUCAGUGGGAUCAGUGGCAAGUUCGCGGCCAGUUCGUGGCUUGCUAUCAACCUGUUUUUUGGAGUUUCAACCGAAAGAAUUUCUGCAAAGUAAUAGUCGAAAUGAAUAUUACGUCAGCAGCCGGUAUCAUUUCCCUCCUCGAGGAGCCAAUGCCCGAAUUGAAGGUGUUCGCUCUGAAAAAAUUGGAUAUGAUAGUCGAUGAAUUCUGGCCUGAGAUCUCCGAGGCCAUAGAAAAAAUUGAAAUUCUUCAUGAAGAUAAGGGUUUCCCUCAACAAGAUUUAGCAGCAUUAGUUGCUAGCAAAGUGUAUUAUCAUUUAGGAAGUUUUGAAGAUUCUCUUACUUAUGCUCUUGGAGCUGGAGAUCUCUUCGAUGUCAAUGCUCGCAAUGAAUAUGUUGACACAACUAUAGCCAAAUGUAUUGAUUAUUAUACCCAACAACGUGUGCUGGAAGCUGAAGGGAAAUUAGUACCAGGCAAUAAGGGGAUUGAUCCAAGAUUGGAAGGAAUAGUAAACAGGAUGUUCCAGCGAUGUUUAGAUGACAAUCAGUAUCGGCAAGCGUUAGGUCUUGCUCUUGAAACGAGGAGAAUGGAUAUUUUUGAAGCUGCAAUCAUGCAGUCCGACGAUGUCAGCGGAAUGUUGUCCUAUGCCUUCCAAGUCGCCAUGAGUCUCAUUCAGAAUCGUGGUUUUCGUAACACGGUUCUCCGCUGCUUAGUGAGCCUCUAUCGUAACUUGGGAACCCCAGACUAUGUCAACAUGUGCCAGUGCUUGAUAUUUCUUGACGAUCCGCUGGCCGUCGCCGAGCUUCUGGACAGAUUAAGCAAAGGCUCGCAAGAUUGUGUUCUUAUGGCCUACCAAAUUGCAUUUGACCUGUACGAAUCGGCAACUCAACAGUUCCUUGGUCGUGUCUUACAAGCUCUCAGAGCUACGGCUCCCAUUCCAGGAGCACUCAUGGCUAAGCCGAUCGUGAAGCCAGCUGUGAAGGCGUCCACCGAAGUUAACAAUUCCGAACCUGCUGCUGCUGCUGCUGCUACUACGGAAACUGAGGCCAGUACAGCGGCUCCGGAAGAUAAGUCUCAACGUAGCGUUGAAAGUCUGAAUGCCGAAGAACGUGAACAGCAGGAACGAGUGGACGCUCUGUCAAGCAUAUUAAGCGGAGAAAUUUCAAUUGAUCUUCAUCUACAAUUUUUAAUACGCAGCAACCAUACCGAUAUGCUUAUUCUGAAAAAUACGAAAGACACUAUUCGUGUAUCCAUCUGUCAUACUGCCACUGUAAUCGCGAACGCUUACAUGCAUUCCGGCACUACCAGCGAUCAAUUUUUAAGAGACAACCUAGAAUGGUUGGCCAGGGCUACGAACUGGGCCAAGUUGACGGCGACAGCAUCGUUGGGUGUGAUUCACAGAGGUCAUGAACAAGAAGCUUUAGCUUUAAUGCAAUCUUACCUCCCGCGAGAUAGCGGAGCGGGAGCUGGUUAUUCCGAGGGCGGCGGUUUAUACGCUUUAGGACUAAUUCAUGCGAACCAUGGUGCAGCGAUCACUGAUUACUUGCUUGGUCAGCUGAAGGACGCACAGAAUGAGAUGGUUCGCCAUGGAGGAUGUCUGGGGCUGGGCCUGGCUGCCAUGGGCUCCCAUAGGCAAGACGUUUACGAGCAAUUGAAGUUCAACCUCUAUCAGGACGACGCUGUUACCGGCGAGGCUGCUGGCAUCGCCAUGGGCAUGGUUAUGCUGGGAUCCAAAUCUACCCAGGCAAUAGAGGAUAUGGUUGCGUAUGCUCAAGAAACGCAGCAUGAGAAAAUCCUUCGGGGGUUGGCUGUGGGUAUAGCGUUCACUAUGUACGGUCGUUUGGAAGAGGCCGAUCCGUUGAUUACUUCCCUUUGCGCCGACAAGGAUCCGAUCCUUCGCAGAAGCGGAAUGUACACGCUGGCGAUGGCCUAUUGUGGAACCGGAAACAACCAGGCCAUCCGGAAGCUGUUGCACGUUGCUGUGUCUGAUGUUAACGACGACGUUCGACGAGCCGCGGUUACUGGUCUAGGAUUCCUGCUGUUCAGAACUCCGGAACAGUGUCCCAGUGUGGUUUCAUUGUUGGCAGAGAGUUACAAUCCUCAUGUAAGAUACGGGGCAGCCAUGGCAUUGGGAAUCGCGUGUGCCGGCACGGGAUUGAAAGAAGCCAUAGCUUUGUUAGACCCGAUGACAAAUGACUCGGUGCAUUUCGUUCGACAGGGCGCGUUGAUCGCGUCCGCGAUGAUCCUGAUCCAGCAGACAGAAGCGACCUGUGCUCGCGUGAAGGAUUUCCGAGCCUUGUACGCGAAGGUGAUCGUCGACAAACACGAGGAUGUGAUGGCUAAAUUCGGUGCCAUUCUGGCCCAGGGAAUCAUCGACGCCGGGGGUCGAAAUGUGACAGUGUCACUGCAGUCUAGGACGGGACACAUGAACAUGUUAGCAGUGGUGGGUGCACUGGUUUUCACCCAAUACUGGUACUGGUUCCCGUUGGCCCAUUGUUUGGCUCUAGCCUUUACUCCUACUUGCUUGAUCGUACUGAACGCGCAACUGAAAAUGCCCAAGUUAGAACUCCGUUCGAACGCCAGGCCAAGCGUUUACGCUUACCCCGCGCCUCUUGAAGAGAAGAAGCGUGAGGAAAGGGAGAAAAUCACCACUGCUGUUCUGAGUAUCGCUGCCAAGGCGCGAAGGCGUGAAUCCGAGAGGCGCGCCCGGGAUUCGCACGAGAAGAUGGAAGUGGACCCACCAGAGACGACCAAAGAGGUCGUCGAGGCGGCGACCAAAGAGAAAGAGGAAAAGACUAAAGAGAAAGAGGAGAAGGAAACGAAGGAAACGAAGGAAACAAAGGAAACAAAGGAAGUUAAGGAGACGAAGGAGAAAACUGAGAAGAAGGGUAAGGAGGAGGGUGAGAAGACAGUCGAGAAAGAGAAGAAGGAACCCGAGCCGAACUUCGAAAUACUCCAGAACCCGGCUCGUGUACUGAGGCAGCAACUCAAGAUGAUACAGCUCGUCGAUGGUAGUCAUUAUGUUCCCGUCAAAGACAUUCAGAUAGGAGGAAUCGUAAUGGUGAAACACGUGAAAACAGAUACCGAAGAAGAAUUGGUGGAACCAGUCACCGCUUACGGCGCCCAUCCCGAGGAGGAACAAGAAGCGGAGCCACCGGAACCAUUCGAAUACACUGAAGAUUAGUUUAAUGGCGUGACAAGAAAAUAUUCGCAACGCGAGUGUCAUUCAUUACGCACGUAAUUGCUCGCUGUAUAGACAGCAAUUUUCAUUUCGACGAGUAACGUCCGAUACUACCUUUCUUAUUUUCGUAUGAUUAACUUAAUCGUCGCCGAGUGACCGUUUUAUCAUCGAAGCGCUGCCUUUGUUUCGAAGUGUAAUAAAUACAUGAUUUGCUCUAAUGGUA